Molecule: messenger RNA, 2499 nt
Organism: Microdochium trichocladiopsis
Lineage: Eukaryota; Fungi; Ascomycota; Sordariomycetes; Xylariales; Microdochiaceae
Exons: 5
Coding region: 1-2499 (832 amino acids)
Molecular function (GO): NADPH dehydrogenase activity; FMN binding
Source: RefSeq, a predicted model, not a curated record
AUGGGGCUGCCCACGCGUUCUAAUGCCGAAAGUCAUGACUUAUAUUUCAUUGUAAAUUCGGGGCAGGCAAGCUUCCCCUUGGCUCAAGCAAACGGGUCACCGAGUGAGGCCCGAUCUCGUGCGGUCAAGGCUGGGCUCGAAAGAAAACGACGACUUGAGCGGGCGAACGGUGGCAACUUUCGCAAUUGUAUAGACCGCAAGUUACUAAAUGGAAGGCGUCCGCAACUUAGAGCUGCCUCUCUCGGAAAGAAGGUCGCUGCAGCAGAGCCUGUGCCAGCUUUGGACGCUUUCGAUCUACUUGCCGGAGACACGGAGGAGCUGCAGAGCUGGUUGCGAGCGCCCUUCACCGUUGCGGAUGAGCUGGUGCUAAACAACUUCAGCAAAGUCAUUCAUCAGAGCAACCAUGAUCCCGCCCUCCGGAGCGCCGCAAUGUUGACAGUCUCAUUCGCGAAGGCUGGCUUACUGGACCGGAGAGGUCUCGAGUACCAGAGCCGAGCACUAAGAGUGAUCGCCUCCAGGGUUCAAUCAGUGGAUGCAGCGGCCUUGGAGUCGACUUUGGCGGCCAUACUACUCCUUGCUGGCAUAGAAGUGAGUAUCUUCUCACCGAUUCUUGAUUCAUCUCCAGAUAUGCCGCAACAGAGCUUUACUGAACGAGAUCUGAAUGCAUCAGUCAUGACAGGUUCAGCCCGAAUUGUCCAUCAUAGCACGUUCGAGGAGCUCAAAUGGCGGCGAGACUCCGCAAGCAUUCCAUGCAGUGCGUUUUAUCUUCAAGAGGGCUUCAGGCCAAUAUCUCAUUUGCUCUCGAGUGACUUCAUCGAGGUAUUGAAAGAUAUCCAGGCGUUCCAGCUGGUCAGAGAUGCGUCGCUGUUUGGAGAGGCAACCAAUCUGCCUCCAGCGCAGAUUGAUAAUCACCAAGCUUCGAUUCAGUCGAGGCUCUCGGAUGCAGUAGAGAUGACCGGGGAGAGCGAGGGCUCGUUGCAGGAGUCUUUGCGAGUCGCAGCUUACUUAUGCUGCACAAUGCUUCGAUGCCGCAUCUGGCGAACGUCAGGUGCUCCGCCAUAUCUAGCUUCCAAACUGCUCCAGAGUCUUCGGUGCUGCCUCUCGGAGCCUACGUGGAAUGUAUAUCCAGAUAUAUUGACGUGGUUGGUAUUUGUUGGCGGAGCUUUUUCUCCAGCCGGCUCCCCUUUGCGAUCGGAGUUCCUCGCGCACAUGCGAUCCACGCAAAAUGUGUGCAUCCGUAACAACGGCUUCCGGCACAAAGCAACGUCUGGUUGGCCAACGGCUCUAUCAUUUGCGAGAAAUUACAUCUGGUCAGAAAGGGCCUUCUCGGUCUAUUUCGAGAGCUUCUGGCAAGAAAUCCAGAAAAGCACACGCCCCGUCAUGUCCACGGAAAGUCGCCUCUUCCAGCCGCUGAAGGUUGGCAAAGUCCAGAUCCAGCAUCGAAUCGCCAUGGCGCCACUCACGCGCAAACGUGCCACGCACGACCGCGUGCCAACGCGCCUUAUGAAGGAGUACUAUGGCCAGCGGGCCUGCGUACCUGGCACUCUCAUCAUCACGGAGGGCACCUUUGUCUCGGCCGCGGCGGGAGGCUUCCCUCACGCGCCAGGUAUUUGGAACGAGGAUCAGGUUGACGCGUGGCGGGAGAUAACCGAUGAGGUCCACCGCCGAGGAAGCUUCAUCUUUUGCCAGAUCUUCGCCAUGGGCCGGGCCGCAGAUGCAGACACGGCUGAGAAGGAGGGCGUUCCGAUUAUUGCGCCAAGCGCCAUCCCCUUGCGCGACAGACCCGAUGUUCUGCCGCUCGCCAUGACCAUCGACGAUAUCAAGCAGAUGAUACGGGACUUCACCGCGGCUGCAAAGAAUGCAGUACGUGCCGGCUUCGAUGGUGUCGAGUGUCAUGUUGCCAACGGUUACUUGCUCGAUCAGUUCCUCCAAGACGUCAGCAAUCAGCGCACUGAUGAGUACGGCGGUAGCAACGAGAACCGGGCGCGCGCCGUGCUCGAAGUGCUCGAGGCUCUGGUCGACGCUUUGGGUGCCGACCGUGUCGGCUUGCGGCUCAGCCCGUGGAGCACGUUCCAAGACAUGCGGAUGGCUGAUCCGAUACCACAAUUUACUCAUCUGCUGAACCAGAUCAAGGGAAGGUGGAGCGAUCUUGCUUACCUUCAUCUCGUCGAAUCACGUAUCUCCGGCAGCGAAGACGUUGUGGGACAGGAUGUUCAUGCCUGCCCAGAGCGCCUUGACUUUGCUUAUGACAUCUGGGAGGGCCCGAUUUUGGUUGCUGGUGCAUAUGGAUUGGAGUCAGCACGCAGACUGGUUGAUACAGAACACUCGCUCAAACAGAUUGUGGUGGUGUUUGGCAGACACUUCAUCGCCAAUCCCGAUCUUGUGUUCCGGCUCAGGCAGGGUUCGAAGCUCAACCCCUACGACCGAAACACAUUCUACAGUUCCGAGUCACCGCGGGGCUAUACUGAUUAUCCAUAUAGCAAUGAAUUUACUGUCUAG